AUGACUUUGUCGAAGCCCACGGACUCCCCGGGCAAUGACUUUUACCCCAAUAGCCCACCCAUGCGACGACCUAGGCUGUCAUUUAUUUAUCGUCUGGAGUGCGACAUUGAUCCCCAGGAAAUUGACGUCGGGGCGCCUCACGGGGCUGGAGUGAUCCGGAGCGUUGCGAAUAUUGCCGGCGGGACCUUUAGAGGGCCGUCGAUAUCAGGGACGGUCCUUCCGGGAGGAGCAGACUGGGCAACGGUCAUUGAAGGGACCCACUCCAUGACCCUCGAUGCACAUUAUACGGUCAAAACCGACGAUGACUGUUAUCUCUACAUCCGGGCGCACGGUCUCUACCGUCCUGGUCCAGGCACCGAGUAUGCGAAACAGGUCGAGAAAGACCCAACCCUUCGGCCUCCUCCCACUGUGACCCAAGAUGACGUGGAAUUCUUCUCACACCUGCGAAUUGAAACAGGCCCAGGGAAGUACAACUGGUUGAACGGCUUAGUGUGUGUUGGAGUUAUGAGCUGCGAGAACGAUCGCAUCCUGAUCGAUGCCUAUUACUUGACCAAUUUCGAAGAUUCUCAGCCAGAGGACGUGAUAGCACGGAGGAAUGCCUGUUAA
Messenger RNA from Aspergillus pseudotamarii, 606 nucleotides. RefSeq names its product DUF3237 domain-containing protein. The coding region runs from base 1 to 606 and encodes 201 amino acids. The transcript is spliced from 2 exons. Lineage: Eukaryota; Fungi; Ascomycota; Eurotiomycetes; Eurotiales; Aspergillaceae. The record is from RefSeq and is a predicted model, not a curated record.